Bursaphelenchus xylophilus (pine wood nematode) is the source of this 1614-nucleotide messenger RNA. NCBI's taxonomy places the organism in Eukaryota, Metazoa, Nematoda, Chromadorea, Rhabditida, Aphelenchoididae. The record is from the annotation of a GenBank genome assembly.
AUGACAGCCAAGGAGUUUGUCGAUAUUGCCAUUAAACAGAUCUUUCCGAAGAAAUGUUUCGAGAAGAUGAUCGUUGAAAUGGAUGUCCUUAAUCGUAAGGUUUAUUUUUGGCAAUUUAUCUUUAGGCGAGUGUGUGCCCGCCGUUCUGAGCAGAUGUCUUGGAUUUGCGUUGACCGCCGGAUCUUUGGGUAUUCUGGUUCCACAAAUCCUCAAGAUUAAGGCCAAUAAAUCUGGAGCGGGUAUUUCUCUAGCUGCCCAGAUCUUAGCUAUCGUGGCCGCAGGAUCGACCUCAGCAUACAGUUUUGAAAAAGGUUUUGCUUUUAGGUAAGGUUAUCUAUUUCUACAUUGUUUAUUUUAGCCAAUGGGGAGAUUCGCUAGCCAUCUUCGUACAAACGGCGAUUAUUGUUAUGCAGAUUCUUCAUUACAACGGCAACACUCCGGGUGCGUUUUCUUUCUUGGCGGUCACCUGGAUGCUGACUACAGCAGUAAUGUAUCAUUAUGUGCCAAUGUCUGCUCUGACAUUUCUUCAAUCUGCCACAAUUCCGAUAAUUACAGCCUCCAAAGUAAGUUUGUGUUGCUGUUUCUUCAUUUUCCUUUGUAGGGACUUCAAAUAUUAGCCAAUUACCGACAAGGAUCGACUGGUCAAUUAUCUCCCAUCUCCGUUACGAUGGCGUUUGGUGGGUGCGUGGCCCGAAUCUUUACGUCGAUACAAGAGACCGGAGAUAAUCUGGUUAUCCUUUCUUACGUCGUGGCUACGGUCCUCAAUUUCAUCUUGGUCGUACAGCUGGUUAUUUACUGGAAUGUGGAUGACAAGAAAAAGAAGAAAGAGUAACUAAACUAGCUAGUCAUUUUUCAGGCUUAUGUAUUUCAUUCCACUUUAAAUAAACUCUUUCAUGUUAGCGUUAAUGAUGUCUUGGGCAUGGUAUUCAAACCUUUGAUAUUGAUCUGUUUGGUAAUUGGGUUUACGAGGUAUUAUUUGCAGUCACAUUUCAUGGCUGCUGCUGUAGUUGCCAAGCCGAACAUAUUCCGAAGAGCGGGUAUAAAAAUAAAAGAAUAUGUGCAAAAUUUGGCUAAUGAUUACAAAACAGUGAUUGUGGAAACAGCACAAAACUCGGUAAAGCGACCAGUGAGGACAGGGAUGAUUGGAACGGGGUUGGUGUUUCUUGGUUAUGCGAACAGAACAAGACCAUUGGAUAGUGAAUUGGACUUGCGAUUGGUCGAAUUAAGACAACAAAUGGCCUUAUUACCCAUUUCAAUACACAGCUCUAACGCUGGUAAGUUUCAAGGCAGACGGUCAUUCAUUUUGCAGAUUCCGCUCUUCAUGAAUACACGGAUCUCCUAAACUCAGAACGUCUCGAUCUCUAUGAUUGCUGGUUCUUUUCUUUGCUCAUAAAACGCGAAUUCGACAGAAGAGUGAGUUGUUUAUAACAGAUUUAAACAAUCGUUUAGGUAUACAGUCCAGUAUCACAAGAUUCCAAUCUCAAACCCUGGUUUUGGGAACGAUUUGCUCAUAAUCUUGUGGACGUUGGAGCCUUUGGAAAGUUCUAUAAAUUGGAGAAGGCUUUCAUUGAUUAUGAUAUCAAACAAGAGGAGUUCCUUUGCAAAGAAACGUAA